Molecule: messenger RNA, 5571 nt
Organism: Oryza sativa Japonica Group (Japanese rice)
Lineage: Eukaryota; Viridiplantae; Streptophyta; Magnoliopsida; Poales; Poaceae
Source: RefSeq, a predicted model, not a curated record
GAACACAAUACACUUGUACAAUCCUCCCCCUUAUUUUACAUAUAGGCCUUUGUACCAUAAAGAAUAGACUAGGCAUUAUACCGAGAGGCAUUCCUCUUGUGGGAGUGGGCAGUCAACCCUGCCCCAAAGACCAGACCAAAAAAAAUUAAAGAAAAGAAAAAGGGUGUAGAGAAGUAGUCUGGAUAGAGAGAGAGAUGGUGGCUCUCAGGCUCUCAAGCUUGCUCCUCCUCUUCUUCUUCCAUAAAUUCCUAGGUUGCCCCUCUCCUGCUUUCUCUUCUUCUUCAAUCUCCAUCCCCAUCAUCUAUCUAUCCAUCAUCCAUCAGACCAGACCCUUCCUCCUCUCCCCUGCCUACCGGCAGCAGCACCCAGCAGUAAGCCCCCAAGCAGUAAGCUAUAGCUGCCUGUGUGAGGCCCCAAAAUCUCUCUACUCUCCCUUUCUCCAUCCCCACACACAUUCCUCCGAUAUCUAGUAUAUCUCCCUACUACACCAUCAUCCAGGCUACAUUAGUUUGGUCUCUUUUUUUUUUCUUUUAUAAGUUUUGGGUUUUUCCUCACCACCACCACAAGCGAGGAGUUGCACAACCAUCCAAAGGGAGGGGAGUGCAAGAAUUGUGAGCUGCCACAAGUGAUAUUUUUCCAAUUUUGUUUUUGGGCAAGUGUAGUGCACUCACUCACACACUAGGCAGGGGCAGGGGCAGGGCGGCCUAUAAAUAAAAAGAAAAAAAAAGAGAGAGAAGAUAUAUUACUAGUAGUAUUUGCUAUUGGAAGAAGCCAAAGGCAGGGGAGGAGGAAGAGUCUUCUUCUGCUGCUCUCUCUCUUCUCUUCUCAAUUCAUCCUCCUUUUGUCCCUAUCAAACCCUUUUUUUCUGUCUCUCUCUUUCUACCUUGGCAUUGUUUUCUCGCAAAUCUUGCUUUCUAAACCCCCAAAACCUCCCGGAAAACAACCCACCCACCCCGCGCGUGGAUGGACGGCCCGCGGCCGCCGCCGCCGCCCAAUGCGCUGCGCCGAUCGCGGUUGUUUCCGACGACCACGCCGCCGCCGUCCGCCACCGGGGGUCUCCGGCAUUAGAACCCGGGCAGUUGAGAAUUCCACGCCGCUACGGCGGGAUUGGAUUAGCGGGCGGGCGGCGGUCAGGGAAGAGGAGGUUCUCUCUUGUGGUCGUUGCCGCUGGAGGUGAUCGAUCGAUCGGUCGGUCGUCUCGCGGGGCGAUCGGUCGGCAUGUCGACGGCCGCCAAGGAGGAGGCGGCAGCGUCGGCUCCGGCGCCGGCAAUGGGCGGCGAGGAGGCGGCGGCGCGGGCGGCGCAGAAGCGGUACGAGGGGCUCCUCACGGUGCGGGCCAAGGCGGUCAAGGGCAAGGGCGCCUGGUACUGGGCGCACCUGGAGCCGGUGCUCAUCCCCGCCGCCGACACCGGGAUGCCGCCCAAGGCCGUCAAGCUGCGCUGCGGCCUCUGCUCCGCCGUCUUCUCCGCCUCCAACCCAUCGCGCACGGCUUCGGAGCACCUCAAGCGGGGCACCUGCCCCAACUUCUCCGCGCCACCGCCGGGCGCCGCCGCGGCAUCCGGUUCGUCCGGUUCGCAGCAUCAGCAGCAGACGCCACAGGCGGCGCUGCAGGCGUUGCCGCCGCCCAACUCGACGGCAUCGUCCCCUAUCCCAAUCUCGUCCAUUGCGCCCUCGUCGCCGCGCCACCCGCACCACCACUCGCAGCCCCAACAGCCGCAGUCGCAUCACCACCAUCACCAUCACUCCGGCAGCCGGAAGCGCCACUCGAUGCCUCCGGCGUACACGGCCGCGGAGCCCGUGUCCCACCACCACCAUCUCGUCGUCGUCGACCCGUCGACGGUUUACUCCCCUCCGCUGCCCGCCCUGCCGCCGCCACCACCGCAACAACCGCAGUCGGCGCUCGUGCUCUCCGGCGGCAAGGAGGAUCUCGGCGCGUUGGCCAUGCUGGAGGACAGCGUGAAGCGGCUCAAGUCGCCCAAGGCGUCGCCGGGGGCGAUGCUGCCGAAGCCGCAGGCCGACGCGGCGCUCGCCCUGCUCGCCGAAUGGUUUCUCGAGUCGUCGGGCGGCGUGUCGCUGUCGGCCGUGGCGAACCCGAAACUCCGGUCCUUCCUCCGCCACGUCGGCCUGCCGGAGCUGCAGCGGACAGACCUGGCGGGGGCUCGGCUGGAUGCGCGGUUCGCCGAGGCCCGCGCCGACGCCACCGCGCGCGUCCGCGACGCGCUCUUUUUCCAGCUCGCGGCGGACGGGUGGCGGGAGCAGGUGGUAACUCUGUGUGUCAACCUCCCAAAUGGAACAUCCGUGUUCCACCGCGGCGUGCCGGUCCCCGCCCCGGCGCCCUCGGACUACGCCGAGGAGGUGUUGCUGGACGCGGUGGCGUCCGUGUCCGCGUCUGGCUCCUCCAACGACCUGCACCAUUGCGCGGGCAUCGUGGCUGACCGCUUCAAGUCAAAGGCCCUUCGUGAUCUGGAGAACAAGCACCAUUGGAUGGUGAACCUGUCCUGCCAAAUCCAUGGCUUCACCCGGCUGGUUCGGGACUUCGCGCGGGAGCUCCCUCUGUUCCGCUCCGCUGCGGCUAAAUCCGCCAAGCUGGCCGCCUACUUCAAUGCCAAGCCGACGGUGCGGUCCCUGCUGCACAAGCACCAAAUCCAGGAGCUCGGGCAUGCGUCGCUUCUCCGUGUGGCGCAUGUGCCAUUCAAUAGCAGCGGCAGCGACUACCGUGCGGCCUUCGAGAUGCUGGAGGACGUGUUGACCUCUGCUCGCCCGCUCCAGCUCGCCGUCUUGGAAGAGUCCUAUAAGCUGGUCUGCAUCGACGAUUCGGCCGCCAGGGAGAUGGCGGACAUGUUGCAGGAUGGGUCAUUCUGGAGUGAGGUUGAGGCCGUGCAUCUGCUCGUGAAGCUGAUCAUGGACAUGGUGAAAGAGAUGGAGACUGACAGGCCUCUGGUUGGCCAAUGCCUGCCUCUCUGGGAGGACCUACGUGGCAAGGUUAGGGAUUGGUGCGAUAAAUUCAACACUGAUGAGGGCGCUGCCCUGAAUGUGGUGGAGAAAAGGUUCAGGAAGAACUACCAUCCAGCCUGGUCAGCGGCUUUCAUAUUGGAUCCUCUCUACCUAAUCAAGGAUGCCAGUGGGCGCUACCUCCCGCCCUUCAAGUUCUUGACUCCUGAUCAAGAGAAGGAUGUGGACAUGCUCAUCACCAGGAUGGUGUCGCGGGAGGAGGCGCACAUUGCGGUCAUGGAGCUCAUGAAAUGGCGGACGGAAGGGCUGGACCCGUUGUAUGCGCAGGCGGUGCAGGUCCGGCAGCCUGACCCGUCCACCGGGAAGAUGAAGGUCGCAAACAAGCAGAGCAGCCGCCUUGUCUGGGAGACGUGCCUGAGCGAGCUCAAGUCCCUCGGGAAGGUGGCUGUACGGCUCAUCUUCCUCCAUGCCACUGCUAGGGGGUUCAGGUGCUCACCCUCCAUGCUGCGUUGGCUCUCUGCUCCUGGCAGUUUAGCCGGUGGCAUUGAUCGUGCGCACCGGCUAGUGUUCGUUGCUGCAAAUUCCAAGCUAGAGAGGAGGGAUUUCUCAAGUGAUGAAGACAAGGAUGCUGAGUUACUCACUGAAGGGGACGAUGAUGUGCUAAACGAGCCUGGCAGUUUGGAGCGCUCCUCAGUGUAACACCCUUAUUUAAUUGUUCGUUUCUUUUUCUCUAUUAGCCUUUUUUAGAAGUUAAUCCCUAGGAAUUUGCUAGAAUUUCCACCCCCUACCUAUUUUUUUGCCUCCUAGAAAUUUCUUCCUCGUGCCCAUGCUGUUAAUUCUUACUUCCUCACUCUAGAUUUUGGUGGGGUGGGGAGUGGGGCAUGAGAUGGAGAUAUGCAUCCUUUGUUCAUCAAGUUUGGUUAAGAAUGACUGUCUCUUGCCAUAUAUGAUUCCAUGGGGCCAUUGAACUUGCAGAGAUUAAUGGAAGUCUUUCUGUCAAUAUGUUCAUAGUCGGUGGUACACCGAAAGCGGGAAGAAUGUGUAACCAUUUUUUUUUGUGAAAAUUAAUAAUAUUGAUAUGCAAUUGAAUGCAAUCUGACUGCCGUCUAUAUAUCUAUUAUUGCUUUCUUCAAAUUGCACUGUUACUUCUUUUACAUUGUUCUUGAACGUGUGGUGCUCUGUUCCUAGUUAAUACUACCAUACAUCACUCCACUCAACAGUCCACACUGAGCAGGCUUCGAACAAAGAGUAAUAACAUCCCUUUAUUGUUUUGACCGUGAUUAACUCAACACCAGGAACUCUUGCUACUCUGAAAGAGAAAUGCUCACCGGAUGCUAAUUAAUAAUAUCCUUGUGUGGUUUCUUCUAACGCGCCUGGCCUUGUUUCUGGAGGCAUUGUGCAUCAUUGGAGCUUGGCAGCUUCUGUGAUCCUGUCAUGACUCAUGAAGGCGAGGCUCACUUUGCAACAGCAUCAGCCAAGAAGGUACAUAUCUCAUCUUCUAGGAUGUUCUUUCGGUUCUACUCCAUGGCAUUUGGCUUUUCAGCUGGACCUGCUAUGCUGGAAGUUUAAACAGUAGCAGCAGCAGAAGCAGCUCCAGCUCGGUUUAUUACGAGAGUAGGCACAACGGCAAUGCCGCAAUGGGUUUUUCUGCAUUGUGUGAUCAUGUGAGAUUAUCAUGAGCACGGUCGUUGUCGUCGUCGUCAUCUUCUUCUUCGUGCUCCUUGCCUUGGUCGUCGCCCAACCGGGCGAUGAUUGCGCCGGUUCGCAUGGCUUCAUCUCGACGGUAUCGGAAAGGCUCCGGUCCGGAGAGGGAUGAAAAGCCGGAGUUGAAGGUGCAGACACGGUAGGCUUUUUGCUCCUCCCCCAUCCCCAUGCCCAUCACCACGGCCAGGGCCUUUGACAAUCAUGCCUUGCAUCAAAACAUGUCCUUUUAGUUUGCAGGGGGUACAAGCUUGCCAAGGCAGUGAUCGAUUCCCUUUCCUAUCAUUGGGAUGGGCACCUCGGUUGCUGCCUACCGGAGAGCUCGCCGUGCUUUCGAUCCAAUCUGCCAUGAGAGCUCCUCUCCUUGCCCUUCUGGUCUUAUGGUUUGAUGGAGAAAAGAGCGUUUGAUUGGAGCGGCAGGGAUGUGUUCUUGGACAGGAGAAGAGGAAAGAAAAGCCUGUGUAAUACAGGCUGUUCCUGCAUCCGUACCAAUUGGGGUUUUUCUUUUUUCGCUCGGCUUCUCUGUUGCUCCUGGCUCCUGCUGCUCUCUCCUCCCCUCAGCUGUCCAAGCACAUGCUUUACCUGACUAAUCAUUACCAUUUGAGCUUUAUUAGGCGUCGUCGCAGAGAACGGAGGAGAUGAUUAUUGGACAUAAUGCAGUCAGUAUUCAGCAAGUGAUGGUGAGUAUCGUUGGUGCUGGCACAUCUCCUUGUUUUUCCUUAAUUUUCCUCCUGUGUCAGUACUGCUGGGGCUGUGUAGUUGUUGCUAAAGUAGUAGUAGCAGCAGCAGCAGUACAAACUAUUGCUGGAAUGGGUGUAUUCUGCUUUUUCUCAGUCGCUUUUGCAACUUGAUGUACUAUGUUUUGUACACAUGUUGUGUAGUAGUUGGGAAUAUGAUGCUGUGAGGGGUGUUAAGACA